UUAAUCUUUCAAAUCUGAGAGAACUAUAAUAAACAAUAAAGUCUUCCUAAAAUAUUUAACACUACUGCGUGCCUAAGAAUGAAUUCGAACCUAUGAUUUUUAGGCAUAAUUAAAAAGAUUUCAAUAAUUAAUAAAAUACCAAAAAUAACCCUUCACAGGUUUCGCAAUUGGUACAGAACCCAAGGAACUCACGCUUACUGUCUCGUCGACGUUACCGGCAAAGAGCGCCUGAGCACCACCGGAACAUCUUAGCCGGCGGACAGGAAAGAAAAAGAAAUGUCACUGGUCGAUUACGCUUCCUCCUCAGACGAAGACGACGUUCCGGAACCCACUGAAGAACAACGAAAGGAAAAAGAGGAACCCCAACCCCAACGCCAUUCACCGCAACCUCAUCCUCAACCUCAACCUCGUCCAAAGUCCCUGACAAAAUCUGGAUCUUCAUCCAACCAGCAGCUAAAAAACAGACCACAUUCAUCUUCCCCUACAGUGGAGAAACUUCCUGAUGCUUCACUUCUUUUGAGUUCACCCGCCAUCUCAUCGAAUCUGAUGAAUGCUAGUGACCACUCCUCUCGAGUUGCUGCGGCUCUAGCCGAAAAUGCUUCACGUAAGAGAGACUCUAAUGGAAAGACCUCUUCUGCCGUUCGCAGUAAAGUUCCUAGAGGAAACCCACCCCAUUCAAAGAAUAUACCAGAAACGGCUGGUGGUUUGUUGGUUCCACCUCAGCUCAGUGGAAGGAAAAACGUUGUUACUGAAGACAUAAGCAAGCUAUUUGUCCGAAAACACCAAGAACAUCCAUCUGCUUAGAAGUUUAUGAAAUGAAAUCGACAACGGGCGAGAAACUCACACCUUAAUGUGCAGCACUUCACUUGUUGAAAGUGUUUGCUUUUGUAGAAUGUGUACUAACACAAACAAUCUCUAGAGUUUGUUUAUAUCCUUAUGUUUAUACUACAGUGUAGUUGAUAAUACUAUUUUGUUAACUUCCAGCCUAGGAAUGUAAAAGAAAAAGUGGUAGAAACCCUUUUGCAGCCACAAUAGCUUCCACCAAUGCACAAUGAAUUUGAACUUUGAAGUGAAAAAUUGGAGUUUCGGGUUUAACGCAA
Messenger RNA from Lathyrus oleraceus (garden pea), 1100 nucleotides. RefSeq lists its product as uncharacterized. The transcript is spliced from 3 exons. The record is from RefSeq and is a predicted model, not a curated record. Bases 277 to 804 code for a protein of 175 amino acids. Lineage: Eukaryota; Viridiplantae; Streptophyta; Magnoliopsida; Fabales; Fabaceae.